CCGCCGCGCUCCGCGCCGCUCGCCUUUAGGGGCCGCCGACCCCCGCGCCCGCCGGACACCGCCGCUCCGAGCGCCCCGAGCCCCGCCGCGUCCGACAUGAGGGAGAAGGGCCGCAAGAAGAAGGGCAGGACCUGGGCAGAGGCCGCCCGGACGGUCCUGGAGAAAUAUCCCAACACACCCAUGAGCCAUAAGGAGAUCCUUCAAGUUAUCCAGAAAGAAGGACUUAAGGAAAUCAGCGGGACGUCCCCCCUGGCCUGCCUGAAUGCCAUGCUGCACACCAACUCCCGCGGCGAGGAGGGCAUCUUCUACAAGGUCCCGGGCAGGAUGGGCGUCUACACGCUCAAGAAGGACAUCCCGGAUGGGCUGAAGGAGCUGUCGGAGGGCUCCGAGGAGAGCAGCGACGCCCACUCUGACUCGCAGAGCUCGGAGCACAGCAGCUCCAGCAGCGACGGCUGCGCCGCCAAGGACAGGAGGAAGAGCAGGUGGAAAAGGAAAGUGUCGCCCCGCCUGGCCCCCGCGGGCUCCCCGCAGCCCGGCUGCCCCUCCCCGUCCAUCCCGGGCAAGGGCCUCUCCUCCUCCCAGAAGCACAGCAAGAAGGCGCUCAAGCAGGCCCUGAAGCAGCAGCAGCAGAAGCAGCAGCAGCAGCAGCAGCAGUGCCGGGCGGGCGUGGCCCCGGGCGUGGCCCCGGGCGUGGCCCUGCCCUCCGGCCAGCACGUCCUGCUCAAGGCCAAGGCCACGCCCGGGCGCUCAGGUUGGGAAGGGAAGCAGGCAGAUGGACAUUCCAGCAGCCCCCCAAACUCCACCUCCAGCUCCUCGCCCUCGGUGAAGCUCGAGAACUCCCUGCCAGGGCUGGCCAAGAAGCCCUUCCCAAGAUCUGACAGGCUCCACGCACGGCAGCUGAAGAGAGCCCGCUGUGCCGAGAUCGACGUGGAGACGCCGGACUCCAUCCUGGUGAACACCAACCUGCGGGCGCUGAUCAACAAGCACACCUUCUCCGUGCUGCCCCCCGAGUGCCAGCAGCGCCUGCUGCUGCUGCUGCCCGACGUGGACAGACAGGUCGGGGCUGACGGGCUGAUGAAGCUCAGCAGCUCGGCGCUCAACAACGAGUUCUUCACCUCGGCUGCCCAGGGCUGGAAGGAGAGGCUGUCGGAAGGAGAGUUCACCCCGGAAAUGCAGCUCCGGAUCCGGCAGGAGAUGGAGAAGGAGAAGAAGGUGGAGCUGUGGAAGGAGCACUUCUUCGAGAGCUACUACGGGCAGAGCUCUGGGCUGAGCCCCGAGGAGUCGCAGCGACUGACAGCACAGCCCGAGGCAGAGCCCGGCCGGCCCCGCAGCCCCCCGGCCCCGCGCCGGGAGCAGGGCACGUCCCCCUCGGAGCCCCCCUCGGAGCCCAGGGCAGCCCCUGCCGCCGUGAGGAAAGCAGGAGAGGAGGGCACAGAGGAGCCCAAGGCAGCCAAGCCCGCCCAAGCGUCGCCGGAGCGGCGAGCGGUGAGAGCCGGCGACCGAGCCCACGGAGAGACCCUGCCCCAGAAACCCCCCAGUGCCUCCAGCCAGGGGGCAGAGGAGCAGAGGAAGCCUGGGGCGGCAAAGGAGGCGCCAGGAAAGGAAUCCCUGGGUGCCCCGAGCAAACCAAAGAGCCCCGAGGCAGCUGGGCAAAGCCCUGCGGCAGCCCCGGCCCCGCCGGAGAAGGAGAAGGAGAAGGAGGAGAAGAAGCCCCCCGGGAGCGAGGCCAUGGAGGUCGGGGUGGAGGCCCACAAGAGGAAGUCGGAGAGCAGGGAGGAAGCUCCAGGCAGCCCCGAGAAGAAGCCCCGUGUGGCCGAGCCCUGCCAGCACCAGCAGGCCUUUCGGAGCCAGCCCUUUCCCGGCGCGGGGGCGGCGGUGCCGCGGGUGCCCCCGCUCAAGAUUCCCGUGUCCAGAAUCUCCCCGAUGCCAUUUCCUGCGGGCCAGGUCUCUCCCAGGGCACGCUUCCCCCUCUCCCUCAGCAGUCCGGGCAGGACAGGGGCCAGGACCUUGGCCGACAUCAAGGCAAGAGCCCAGCAGGCCAAGGCUCAGAGGGCAGCGGCCGCCGCCGCCGCCGCCUCGGCCGGGGGGGCCGUGCCGGGGCCCGGCCCGGGCGGGGGGAGACCCCCGGGCAGGGGGGGAGACGGGAGAGACCCCGGCGGAGCCGCCCAAGCUGCAAGCGGAGCAAACGCACUGGAACUGGCAGGAACUGGAAGCGGGGGAAGUUCGAGAAGGUUUCUUCCCCACGGCCCAGGGCCCCGUUCCCAGGUGGAGAGCCAGGCGGAGCCGGGAGCUGCUCGCCGUCCUCCUGGAGCACAACUACAGCCAGGGGCCCCCGCGGCAGCCCCGGCGCUAGGGAAUGGCCCGGGGGCCACCCCGGGGUCCCCGGGCACCCCCAGCGGGGACCGGGCAGGGACGGCCCCUCCUGCCCCAGCCCGGGGGGCUCCGGGCCCCGGGAACGGGCCCGGCUGCAGCAGCGGAACCCCGGGAGCCUCAGCAGGGAGCGGCUGUGACCUUCCCAAAGGCAAAUCUCUUUCCCCUCUGGUGUCCCCCCUGCCACCCACGGGGCCCGGAGGCCAGGCUGGAGCUGUGGGCGCUCCUGUCCCGCCCUCCAGCAGCUCCUCCGUUGCACCCAGCCUUAAAUCCCCUCCCAGUGGGGCCCUGCCCCGAGGGAGCUCCAGCAUUCCUGCCAACAACCCUUUGGUCACCCAGCUGCUCCAGGGCAAGAGCGUCCCUCUGGAGCAGAUCCUGCCCAAGCCGCUCACCAAAGCAGAAAUGAAAACUGUCCCGGUGGCUCCUCAGGGAGAGAAGGGGGCGGCAGCUCCCGGUGCGGCGGGGAACGGCGCCGAGGCGGGGGACAGACCGUCGAGUUUGCCCCCGCAGCAGCUUGGGAAGAUCUUCUGCCAGAACAGGCCUCUGCCUCACAUUCCAAGGACCUUCCCGCUCCCCUCGGGAAAGGACCCCGGUCCUGAGCAGCACCAGGGCCACGAGGCGCUGAGCAAAUCCACCCAGGAGCAGAUCCUGCAGACUCUCAUCAAGAGGGUGCAGAGGCAGAAUCUGCUGCCCGUCCUUCAGCCCUCGCAGCUGAACCUCCCGCACUCAGGUUUCCCGGUGGAAAACGGCUCCACCAGCCAGAGAUUCAUGCUGGGCUUCACGGGCAGGAGGACGUCCAAGCCUGCCAUGUCUGGGCACUACCUGCUCAACAUCUCCACCUACGGCCGCGGCUCGGAGAGUUUGAGGAGAGGCUUCUCCCUGAACCCCGAGCCCCGCCUGGGGCUGAGCAGCCCCGCCGAGGGUGCCAGGGCAGAGCUCGGGGAGUGCGAGGACGCGGGCGGCCAGGGCAGCAGCAGCGAGGAGGACGCGGACGACGAGAGCUCCGGGGACGAACGGCAGCACCUCGGCGUCAAAGAGGAGCCGCGGGCGGGGCAGGGGGAGAAGGAGCAGGGCUCGCAGGGCACCGGCCCUGCAGCCCCCGGCUCCCCGGGGGCGAAGGCCGAGGCGGCCCCGGCGGCCAAGGAGAAGGCGCCGGCGCUGGACGGCACCGCGCUGGCCCGGGACCUGCUGCAGGCGGCGCAGGACCAGAUGGCCCACGCCAUGAGGGGCAAGGGCCACGGCGGCAGGGAGCUCUUCGGGCCCCCCGCGCCGUCCCCGGAGCCGGCACAGCCCCCGCUGCUCCCCGCCCCACUCCCCCCGAAGCUGCCCGGGAGCGCCGGGGCGCAGCUCCUGGGGCCCAGCUACAGCGGCACCAUCAACGUGUCCACCUCGCCCGACGUGGGCCAGGGCUCGCUCAUGAGCGAGUGCAACCAGCUGGCCAGCUCCAUGGGCAACGUCAUGUCCUUCUCCGUGACCGUCACCACCAUCCCCACCGGGCAGGCUGUGAACUCUGGCGGCCACGGGCAGAGCCUCCCGGUGCAGGCGUUCGCCGAGGACGGCGGCAUGGAGGAUCCCCCUUCCAAAUGCUACUGCAGGUUGAAAGCCAUGAUCAUGUGCAAGGGCUGCGGUGCCUUCUGCCAUGACGACUGCAUCGGCCCCUCCAAGCUCUGCGUCUCCUGCCUCGUCGUGCGGUAACGGGGGCGGCACGCGGGGAGCGGCGCGGCUUCCUCCGGGGGCUGCUCUGGGAAGAAUCUUGGGAAGAAACAGGAAUUUUACUGCCUUGCACAAGAGACACGUUACUGAAUCAGGAAUACAGAGUUAGAGUCCUUCUUUCAUUAACGAAAGAGCACCUUCUUGUACAGGGAGUCGAAAUCGCGCUCGACUACGUGAAUUGUGACAAGAGUUUGCACUUAAGGAAUUAUGUAAAUACGCCACGUUAUUUUGUUUAAAGAUAUUUUUUCAAUCUUUUA
Molecule: messenger RNA, 4340 nt
Organism: Vidua macroura (Pin-tailed whydah)
Lineage: Eukaryota; Metazoa; Chordata; Aves; Passeriformes; Viduidae
Gene: ASXL2
Product: ASXL transcriptional regulator 2
Exons: 12
Coding region: 97-4065 (1322 amino acids)
Biological process (GO): positive regulation of transcription by RNA polymerase II; animal organ morphogenesis
Cellular component (GO): PR-DUB complex
Molecular function (GO): DNA binding; peroxisome proliferator activated receptor binding; chromatin binding
Source: RefSeq, a predicted model, not a curated record